Schistosoma bovis is the source of this 379-nucleotide messenger RNA. Lineage: Eukaryota; Metazoa; Platyhelminthes; Trematoda; Strigeidida; Schistosomatidae. The record is from the annotation of a GenBank genome assembly.
GAAAUAAAUGUUGAAUUAGCUUCAAUGUUAGAAAAAUGCAAUCGAGCAUAUGAAUGUCCAACAGUUAAAAUGAACUUAAUGAAAGAUCAAUAUGAAGGUCGAUUAACUGAUUUAAACAGUGAAUGUACACAUUUACAAAAUAUUUCUCAAAAAGAUUUAAAGAAAACUAAAGAACAAGUUAGUUUUACUGUUCAGGAACUCUUUUCACUAACAUUCUUGAAUUUAUAAGAUAUGUGUUAUCAGUGAAAAAUAAGUGAAAACUAUGAUUUCAGGGAAAUAAAUGUUGCGGUAACUUAGUGAUCUAUAUGUAUUUAAAAGAAAAUUUGUUUGACACUUCGGCUUUAAUGCCAGCACCUAGAACAAUGUGACUGAGAACCAA